Sebastes umbrosus (honeycomb rockfish) is the source of this 3496-nucleotide messenger RNA. It is a transcript of the gene fam217b, whose product is annotated as family with sequence similarity 217 member B. Bases 374 to 2116 code for a protein of 580 amino acids. NCBI's taxonomy places the organism in Eukaryota, Metazoa, Chordata, Actinopteri, Perciformes, Sebastidae. The transcript has 4 exons. The record is from RefSeq and is a predicted model, not a curated record.
AAACAAACCUCUCUGACUGGGACGACAGAGCCUAUAUGCGCUGUUUUUUGCAUUUUUAAUGGCGAGCAGGAUGACAGACGGGAAAGAGACACGUCUGCUGUCAACAAUUCAGUAACAAAAAGAUAAAAUAAUAACCUCUGGAUUGUGACUGAACAGAGAGGAGACUGCAGAAAACAGAAGGACGAGUUUUUAACCUGCAGCGACUGGUCGACAUCUGCGCAUAUGAUGCAUUGCAGCACUUUUGAGAAAAUGGGUGUUUUUAGCCUCAUUCUGAGAAUAGAGUGCAUGAUCCGAGAUGUGGGUUGGGUUCUUUAGCUAGCGUGUCGUUUGAUUUGUGCUGGACUCGACAACAUCCCCUCUGGAGACCUGCAACAUGGGGCCCAUCAUGCAGGAGCGCACAGCAUCCACCAUACUGAAGCGCGUCGUCUCCAAAGAGAAGAUCCGGGUGAAAUAUGCUGAAAACACUGGGUCAGUAACCAGCUCAAAGAAAGGUAACAAGAUGAAGAAAGCAGUGGGCCAGAUGAAAAAUGGCCUGCCAGGACCAGGUCAGGAGAAGGACACAGUGACAACAGUGCAGAAGGGUGCACAGUCAAAAGGUGGCAGGGUCAAAUCCGGCACUACGCGCAAUACGAGCAAACUCUCCAGCCCUGAGGAAGGAGAUUUGAGACCUCAAGUCCGCAAACAUUUAUCUGUGCACAGGAAAGAGGAGCAACGUGAAAAUCAACGGAUGUCACCGUGCGGCAACGAGCUACAACCAAAUCGUGGCGGGAUGGGGAAAAACCGGCGAGCCCUCUCCCUGCCGCUCUCCCCAAUAUCAGGGCUACGACACAUGCCAGCACAUCCUCUGACCCACUCCCCAGCCCCCACCCCAGAGUUACUACAGCGCCACUACCAGAAGGAUGAAGACACCGACAGCGCCAGUGAUCUGUCGGACUCCGAGAGGCUGCCUGUGCUGCCCUCUCCCUGCACGCCCUGCACUCCUCCUCACCUCAACCUCCGGGCCGAGGUCAUCAACACUAAUGAUUUCCCCCCGGACUUCCCGGGACCCCACGGGGUUGUGGGUGAUGACGACGAGGGCGAGAAACCCAGCUACAGUUACCCAGACUUUCUGCCUCCUCCCUUCAACAGCUGGAGCCUGAGACAGCUGGCGGUGUUUCUUCACACGGAGGGCCGUGGCGCCCCCCGGCCCAAGCCUGUAGGCAACUUGGAGAAGUACCUGGAGAGGCUGCUGCAGCUGGAGUGGCUCCAGAUCCAAACGGUGCAAGCGGAGAGCAGCCGUCCACCUGGGAGCCGCACGAAGCCACAGGGUUUCCCCUCUGCCACCACCGCUCACCCACCCAGGCCUCACACGGCUCCGCCGUCCCGACUCAACUCCCCUAAAGGGCUGCGGCAGAGCCAGCGAGCCUUCCCAUUUACACCCGUCAACAACCCCCCAUCGCCUGCUUCAGCCCAGCAACAGCACUCCCGCUUUCCAGUGUGCCCUCACUGUCACAUUCGCUACCCGUUGUGCAACGGAAGCUGCUCGGCCUAUGCCUACCAGCGUCACUCGAGGCUAAGCCCACUGCUGGAGCGCAGAGCCAGACCUGGAGCGCCGGCGAAGAGGAGCAGCAGUGAGACCCGAGCAACCUCAACAGAAGGUAGGAGCCCAGGAGGACAAGGUGGAGGACAAGGCGGAGGACAAGGCGGAGGACAAGGAGGAGGACAAAGCGGAGGAGGAGCCCAGACCCCAGUUAGCCCCUCAGCUGGAAGGAGUCACAUCAGGCACAUGCAGGCCGCCGGCAACGCACGUAAGCAACCCCAGGAAUCUGGAGCUAACUCAAACGGCAGAGGUCAGGUGAGGAAAAGCCGCGUCAGAGCCAACUCCGAGACCGAUAUUAAGAAAGAGCCGUGUGGCAGUAAAACAGCCAGUGCAGAGAAUCGGGCUUUUGUUGCAAGUAAGAGAGAGGUCAUGACCUCCAAGCGAGCAGAGAAGGACUGGCAGAGGACAGAGGCGGUAAGUCAGGCCUCGAAAACUGCCAUGAAAAGAGCUGCUAAAGAGCCGCAGUCUCUCUCCAAAGCUCCGCUUAGUAGUAAGCAGAAUGGCAAAACAAAAAACGUGCACUUUGUUGCAAAGUAAACCCCUAUAAACCUACAGUAUAGUGCUUUACUCAGUGGUUAACUCGGUACAGGAGCUCGAACCUAUGCUUGCUUUCUGUGUAAUCUGUGUAAUACUAACAUGUCGUAACUGUUGUACAGCAGUCUAAAUCGGUCAGUGGUGUACAGCCUUCUAAAGGUCAAAACUAACAAGAGGUUGAGCAGCUAGAAUAGAGAUAAAAACAGCAAUGAUUUCCAAGCAUUAAAUAGAACAGGAUUAUACACUCUGUAUUUCAUUCAAAAUGUACAGUAAGUAUACAGUCACGACGUUAGACUGUGCUUUGACAGGCAGCUCAUUAUGAGCUUAUGAGCUUUUAUGUGAAUUCUGCUGCACUGCACAUCAUCAUCAUCUCUCAGUAUACUACAAAUGUCAAAAUAAAAUAAGCAUCUACUCUGCCAUUGGACUGCUUUCAGCGUAAGUAAUCCAUAGUGACGUUUCAAACAGAUCAUUACAUUUUCACAUACGACCACAGCCGUUACUAAGUGGAGUCUGUGAUGUUUGAAUGUAUUUGUUUUCAAUGCUCUUACUUUACUUGAUGUUGCAUUUUUAUCUUUUCUUUGGUGCCUCAUGUUUUAAGACACGUAAUCAGUUAAAGCAUCUUUGGCUGGAAAAGGAGGUGCACUGAGUGGUGGCGUGCUGCAGUGAUGUGUUUUUUUUUGUUUCAGACAUAAAUUGUGCAAUGGUUUCAAACUUUUGGUUCCAAGGGCUUUUCAUGUUUGAACAGCUUGAAUUGUAGUCUAUGAUAAAUAUACUGUAUUUUGCAAAGAGCUGAGCUCUUUCUAUCAUUGAAGACCGUGUAAUGUUUGCUACGAAUGUAAAUGCAUAUUUUUCCAAAUUUUUCUAUACCAUAGUUAUAUUUAUGAAAAGUGUCGUGGUUGACUUGUAUCCAUCAUCGUCACUAUUACGUUUACAUCGUCAUGCACCAAAAAGAAAAAAGAGCUGAAUGUAACUUAAUGUCUACCGUGCUGUACCAUCAAUGGGAGUUCAACACAUCAUAGCUGUCAUGCUGUAACAUGGUAAUGUUAUACAUCAUCACUUCCAUAAUAUCACACUGCAUACUUGAAGUCUGUAGAACACUGUGUUUACAUUAGAGUGUCUUAUCCGUUUGUUGUGAUUUGCCAUGCAGCACUUGAUUCAUGGGAACACCACAUCAAUGUAAAUAAUGUGAUAUGUAUUCAGAUUGCACCUCUUUACUUAAUAUUCAUGUAAAGUAUCAAAGCCAUAGACGAGAGGCCAGGAGGGGCGAUGUUAUUAUAAAUGUGUACAUUAUGUUGACACGCACGCAGAAAGAUUGUGGUAUGUAUUUUCUCAAUGUUGAAUGCAAGUAUUUGUAAGGCAUAGAAAUAAAUGUUUUGCACUCAA